AUGAGUCGCCAAAGUCAGUACCAUCAAUAUUUGAGUAAACAACGAGCCGAUAAAGCUUGCGAAUUCCUACUGGAGAACUCCAAUUUCAUAAACUGGUAUCACGAUUCCGAUUCACAUCAGUUGGCAAUCUUCGGCGCUAUGGGCAGUGGAAAAAGCUCUGCUAUGGCAUUUCUUGCGGACGAGCUGGUGCGAAGAAGCAAACACCAAUUACCUCAGCCCAAGGUCUGCUUUUACUAUUGCCGGGACGAGGAGACGGGGGAAACCAUCUACAUACUGUCCGCUCUAAUCCUGUCUCUCCUUACACAGCUCCCGGAUCUAAAGAAGCCAUUUUUUCAGUGGUACAAGGAGGCUCAGACUUGCGUGGACUUUGAUCCGGCGACAGAUUCCAAAACGCUGAGAGAGUUCCUAUGCAAAGUCCUCGAAGCCAUGCUUCGGCCAGUCUUCAUGGUGAUUGACGGUCUGGACAAGUGCUCUGCGGAAUCUCGAAGUAAUCUUCUGACAAUACUACAAAAACUAUCACAGAGAGUUUUGGGGCUGAAAGUCAUACUAUCUUCCCGUGCGCAGGAGGAGAUCUCGGAACAGUUUCACGACACAGCUAAAAUCGAAAUGAUAACCGACGCUCAUCGAGAUGGCAUUAUCAUCGAGAAGCUUGUCGAAAAGAAGUUGUUCGAUCUGUCGCCGGAUGUCAAGUCACUUGUCAUAGACAGAAUGACUGGUCUAGCAAAAGGAAGCGUUAUAUGGACGAGGAUGACUAUUGAGCUGAUUGAAACUCGGAACAUCGGGGCAUUCGAACCGAUGAAAACUUUCCUGGAAGAAACGUCACUCCCCGAACAGCUGUCAGAGAUCUACAGCACAGUACUUUCCCGCUGCUCUUCGAGGAUCCUGAGGACUUGGACAUUGCCAGUGCAGCUCUCAAGCUUCUCGCCAUCACAAAUAGGAGUUUGA
Messenger RNA from Penicillium egyptiacum, 945 nucleotides. The record is from the annotation of a GenBank genome assembly. NCBI's taxonomy places the organism in Eukaryota, Fungi, Ascomycota, Eurotiomycetes, Eurotiales, Aspergillaceae.